Molecule: messenger RNA, 2071 nt
Organism: Silurus meridionalis
Lineage: Eukaryota; Metazoa; Chordata; Actinopteri; Siluriformes; Siluridae
Gene: pcolcea
Product: procollagen C-endopeptidase enhancer a
Exons: 9
Coding region: 103-1524 (473 amino acids)
Molecular function (GO): protein binding
Source: RefSeq, a predicted model, not a curated record
UUCUUCAGCCCUCCUCCUCCUCCUUUUUCUCCUUCUCCACCUCUUUUCCUUCAGACUGCUCCUUCCUUCAUUCUUUCUCUUAUGCUGUUCUAUUGAGGGAAAAUGGAGCAUCUGAGCAGAACCUUGUCCUCUUUAUGGUUUUUACUUUUACUGGUUUUUGGAUGGACACACAGCCAGACGAAUAACCACACAAGGCCGGAGUUUAAAUGUGGAGGGAAUCUGAAUGGAGACUCAGGCUUCGUGGCCAGUGAGGAUUUUCCAACAUACUAUAAACCAGACAGCAAGUGCACUUGGUACAUCACUGUCCCAGAAGGCAACGUGGUCACGCUCUCCUUCAGGAUUUUUGACUUUGAGGCCGACACUCUGUGCCGAUAUGAUUUCCUGGACAUAUAUAAUGGUCACUCGAACAUGGCACAGAAGUUGGGUCGGUUUUGCGGGACGUUUCGGCCUGGCACGCUCAUCUCCACCUCCAACACCAUGAUGCUGCAAAUGGAAUCUGACUCAGCAACCGGGGGACGUGGCUUCCUUGCUCAAUUUAUUGGAGCAAAACCACACCUGAAUGAUCAACAGUUGUGUGGUGGAAAGAUGACAAAACCACAAGGCACAUUUGAAACUCCCAACUGGCCAGAGAAAAAUUACCCUCCAGGCAUCAGUUGCUUGUGGCUCAUCACUGUGGAUCCAGACAAGGUGAUUGAGGUGAAGUUCGAUAAGUUUGAUGUGGAGCGUGAUACAUACUGUCGCUUCGAUUACGUGGCAUUUUAUAAUGGGGGAGAGAGUGAUGCCUCCAGACGCAUCGGAAAAUACUGCGGUGACAAGGCACCUGACCCCAUCGUGACCAACAGUAACGCUCUCCUGGUGCAGUUUGUGUCUGACCAGAGCGUCACUUCUGACGGAUUCAUGGCCUCAUAUUCCAGUGUCCCAAGAGGGCAUUCUGUCCAGCCAGGAUCCCGUGUGCACUCAUCACCCACAGUUCCACGGCUCGGCCCAGUCCUGCCCCGCAAACCCAUCAUCACGAUGACUACAGAGGCAACGACUACUACAACCACCACCAAGGCUCCACGCAGACGGCCACCGCCCAAUCCCAACCAGCCAGACAGACCUUCGAGUCGCAAACCUGAGUCGAGUCAGCCAAAUCCAGCUGUUCCAGGCUCAAACCCUCUAUGUCCUGAAACAUGUAAGAGAGAUGGCAGCAUAAAAGCGAGUUUCUGCAGCAGUGAAUUUGUGAUCACAGGGAAGGUGACGGCACUCUCCCCGGCUCCUCAGGGCCGCCUGCUGGCCACCGUCUCCAUCAUUAAGGCUUAUAAAUCUGGAGGACUGACCAUCACUCAGGCUGGAGAGACUAUGACAGUUAAACUGGUGCUUAUGUGCAGGACGUGUCCAGUACUACGCAGAGGACAAAACUUUAUUGUGAUGGGGCAGGUGGACGAAGAUGGGCGUGGCAUUCUCCCUCCAGGCAGUUUCACGGCUCUGUACAAAGCACAGCAUGACAAAAUCCUCACCAGCCUCAACAACCAGCCAUGCUGAUCCCAGAGGCUAAAACCAACACAGAAAAAUACACAUACCAGACCAUGAAAAACCCAUAUAAUACGAUUCAGUAUAAUUAUUUUAAUAAUUUGUAGAAACGAUUUCCUAAAGCUGCACUCAGGCAAAAAAACACUGUUUAAUGUGUUAGUGCAUUAUUCUGUGUUCAGGAGCACACUAUCAUAGCUCACAACCUCAGCAUUUUGGUGAAGUUUGCAGUUUUGUAUCAUUGUAUUUUCAUGCUUAAAGUUCCUCUCAUACAAUUAGCAAUUAGCAAGAAUUGUUUAAAAAUGUAAAUUUGGUUCGCUAUUUUCUCAUUUUUACUCAAGUACCUUAACUAUAGUUAGUGCACUAGUCAGUGCAUUAGUGAAUAGGCAAAGUGGACAAGAGUGCAUUAAAAAAAGUACUGUAAUAUAACAGGUAGGAACUUUUACUUCAAAUUCGGAGCAGCUACAGCAACAUAUAGAGGCACAUUUCACCGUAUUACUUUAUAUACUUGAAAAUAUACUAUAUAUUUGUAAUUUAUGGUAUCAAUAAAAGGUUAAUAUCA